This is a messenger RNA of Homalodisca vitripennis (glassy-winged sharpshooter), 1590 nucleotides long. RefSeq names its product acid sphingomyelinase-like phosphodiesterase 3a. The record is from RefSeq and is a predicted model, not a curated record. The transcript is spliced from 10 exons. Gene Ontology annotation, molecular function: hydrolase activity. The coding region runs from base 103 to 1512 and encodes 469 amino acids. Lineage: Eukaryota; Metazoa; Arthropoda; Insecta; Hemiptera; Cicadellidae.
GGCGCGCGGUGGUCUCUACACCACUUCUUCGUUAGCCCACUCCGAGUUCUGCUGUGUUUGUGUUUGUGCCAACUGCCUGUACAGUAAACUCCAGUUACCAAAAUGCAAUAUGUGGUGUUUCUUCUCAACGCUGCUUUUCUACUGCACACCAAGGUUGAAGCCAAAACAAUAGGUUAUUUCUGGCACCUUACUGAUAUUCACUGGGACCCAAACUAUAACACAAAAGACCACAAUUGUCUGAGGGUAGGAUCCUCAGGUCCUCGCGGCAAGUACGGGGAACACAGCUGUGACUCCCCGUGGUCCCUGGUGCAGUCAGCUGCGGAAGCCAUGGCCAACAAACAGCGCGACGACAUCGAGUUCAUACUCUGGACUGGAGAUAGCUUGACAAACAGUCGUAACAUAAACAAGAUGGCGGCUCUAACCAACCUGACUCACUUGCUCAGUCAAGUGUUUACCAGCCACUUCGUCUUCCCUGUCCUGGGUCACGAUGAUCCUGAGGUGUCUGUGACGCAGGAGAACCCCUACCAGAACCUGUCGGAACUGUGGAAGUUGUGGCUACCAUCGGAGGCAUUGGCAACCUUCGUAAAAGGUGGCUACUACACGAUAGAGCGGAGGCAGAGAAAACUCAGACUGGUAGCGCUCAACACGAACCUGUGUACCGGAAGUGUACCCGAGUUAGAUCCGGCUGGCCAAUGGGCAUGGCUGGAGAAAGUCCUAGCAAAGUCGAAGCUGCGAGGCGAAACAGUGUACCUGGCGGGCCACAUAGCUCCAGGUGUGGACGAGAGAGUCGGCAGUCCCCCCAAGCCCUCUAUGUCCAGCUACCAUAACACUAAGUUCUUGUCCCUCAUCAGGAAGUACGCAGACAUCAUCACAGGGCAGUUCUUCGGGCAUCUGCACUCCGACACCUUCAGGCUCGUGUACAGCGAACUCGGGUUCCCGAUAUCACGUCUGUUUCUCGCUCCCUCCGUCACACCCCGCCGCUCUUCUGCAGGCCUCAACAAUCCCGCCAUCAGGCUCUACAAGAUAGAGAUAGAUACUGGCCAGGUACUGGACUAUUCUCAGUUCUAUCUGGACUUGCCGGCCGCAAAUGCCGCGCCUACUGCUGCCCCCACCGCCGACCCGGAUGAAAACGUAGAUGCUUCCGACGUUGAGUGGGUUGUGCUGUACAACCUUACCGAUUACUACGGCUUUCGCCACGGUUCUCCGGAGGAGUUUCACGAAUUGGCCGAGAGCUUUACAGUGCCAGAGGGCCUGACACUGUUUAUGAGGUACCUACAGGCCAACUCCGUAUACAGUUCGAGUCCUCAGACCAACGUGGCGGGUGCUCACUCACACUAUUGCGCUGUGACCCGCCUCGACUACUUGGAGUAUCAGAACUGUCUCGCCACCGCAGCCGCCCCUCUAGCCGCCACCACUGCUGCCGCCCCUAACAACACGGCCACCUCCGCCCCCAUCGUUCAUCACACUUCGAUUAUGACAGGCUCAGUGCUGUUUGUGUUAGCAAUCAGGUGACGCCUGGGCGCUUUUGUAUAUUUGUAAUCUAAAUGUGUUUAUAUAUUUGUGAUAUUUAAUAUACUAUUUUCUAUAUUA